CUCCUCCUCUUCUCGCCAUUGCAGUUGGACCCAGCAGCCCGGCGCGCACCGCGUGGCUUUUGGGGGGAGACCCCGGCGGGCUGUGGCACGAGGGCGGCGGCGGCGGCUGCGGUCGAAGAAGGGGACGCCGACAAGAAGCCUUUUGGGACCCUUUGUCACAUGUCUUUCUUCUUUCCAUCUCUUCACUACUGUCAGAGAGUUGAAGUAUUGAUAACACCAAGGAAAUCUAUCACAAUUUGAAAAGAUAAACAAAAGUUUGAUUUCCAGACACUACAGAAGUAAAAAUGCGUCCAAUGCGAAUUUUUGUGAAUGAUGACCGCCAUGUGAUGGCAAAGCAUUCUUCCGUUUAUCCAACACAAGAGGAGCUGGAGGCAGUCCAGAACAUGGUGUCCCACACGGAGCGGGCACUCAAAGCUGUGUCGGACUGGAUAGACGAGCAGGAAAAGGGUAGCGGCGAGCAGGCAGAGUCUGAUAACAUGGAUGUGCCCCCAGAGGAUGACAGUAAAGAAGGGGCCGGGGAACAGAAGACGGAGCACAUGACCAGAACCCUGCGGGGAGUGAUGCGGGUGGGCCUGGUGGCAAAGGGCCUUCUACUCAAGGGAGACUUGGAUCUGGAGCUGGUGCUGCUGUGUAAGGAGAAGCCCACAACCGCCCUCCUGGACAAGGUGGCUGACAACCUGGCCAUCCAGCUUGCUGCUGUAACAGAAGACAAGUACGAAAUACUGCAAUCUGUCGACGAUGCUGCGAUUGUGAUAAAAAACACAAAAGAGCCUCCAUUAUCCCUGACCAUCCACCUGACAUCCCCUGUUGUCAGAGAAGAAAUGGAGAAAGUAUUAGCUGGAGAAACGCUAUCAGUCAACGACCCCCCGGACGUUCUGGACAGGCAGAAAUGCCUUGCUGCCUUGGCGUCCCUCCGACACGCCAAGUGGUUCCAGGCCAGAGCCAACGGGCUGAAGUCCUGUGUCAUUGUGAUCCGGGUCUUGAGGGACCUGUGCACUCGCGUGCCCACCUGGGGUCCCCUCCGAGGCUGGCCUCUUGAGCUCCUGUGUGAGAAAUCCAUCGGCACGGCCAACAGACCGAUGGGUGCUGGCGAGGCCCUGCGGAGAGUGCUGGAGUGCCUGGCGUCGGGCAUCGUGAUGCCAGAUGGUUCUGGCAUUUAUGACCCUUGUGAAAAAGAAGCCACUGAUGCUAUUGGGCAUCUAGACAGACAGCAACGGGAAGAUAUCACACAGAGUGCGCAGCACGCACUGCGGCUCGCUGCCUUCGGCCAGCUCCAUAAAGUCCUGGGCAUGGACCCUCUGCCUUCCAAGAUGCCCAAGAAACCAAAGAAUGAAAACCCAGUGGACUACACCGUUCAGAUCCCACCAAGCACCACCUAUGCCAUUACGCCCAUGAAACGCCCAAUGGAGGAGGACGGGGAGGAGAAGUCGCCCAGCAAAAAGAAGAAGAAGAUUCAGAAGAAAGAGGAGAAGGCAGAGCCCCCCCAAGCUAUGAAUGCCCUGAUGCGGUUGAACCAGCUGAAGCCAGGGCUGCAGUACAAGCUGGUGUCCCAGACUGGGCCCGUCCAUGCCCCCAUCUUUACCAUGUCUGUGGAGGUUGAUGGCAAUUCAUUCGAGGCCUCUGGGCCCUCCAAAAAGACGGCCAAGCUGCAUGUGGCCGUUAAGGUGUUACAGGACAUGGGCUUGCCGACGGGUGCUGAAGGCAGGGACUCGAGCAAGGGGGAGGACUCGGCUGAGGAGACCGAGGCGAAGCCAGCAGUGGUGGCCCCCGCCCCAGUGGUAGAAGCUGUCUCCACCCCUAGUGCGGCCUUUCCCUCAGAUGCCACUGCCGAGAACGUAAAACAGCAGGGGCCGAUCCUGACAAAGCACGGCAAGAACCCAGUGAUGGAGCUGAACGAGAAGAGGCGUGGGCUCAAGUACGAGCUCAUCUCCGAGACUGGGGGCAGCCACGACAAGCGCUUCGUCAUGGAGGUCGAAGUGGAUGGACAGAAGUUCCAAGGUGCUGGUUCCAACAAAAAGGUGGCGAAGGCCUACGCUGCUCUUGCUGCCCUAGAAAAGCUUUUCCCUGACACCCCUCUCGCCCUUGAUGCCAACAAAAAGAAGAGAGCCCCAGUACCCGUCAGAGGGGGACCGAAAUUUGCUGCUAAGCCACAUAACCCUGGCUUCGGCAUGGGAGGCCCCAUGCACAACGAAGUGCCCCCACCCCCCAACCUUCGAGGGCGGGGAAGAGGCGGGAACAUCCGGGGACGAGGGCGCGGGCGAGGAUUUGGUGGCGCCAACCAUGGAGGCUACAUGAAUGCUGCCGGCGCUGGAUAUGGAAGCUAUGGGUACGGAGGCAACUCGGCAACAGCAGGCUACAGUGACUUUUUCACAGACUGCUACGGCUAUCAUGAUUUUGGGUCUUCCUAGAGCGUCUAAAAGUAUUGCACACAAAAUCAACUUUUUACUCCAAUUUCCUCCAACUCCAAAACCCAAAGUGUCCGUGCUGUGUCCCUGUGCUUCACUGGGUUUCUCAACCGUGGCUUUUCACCGCAGCUUGUCUGAAACUCUUAGCCUGCAGAAUUUAAGACAAUGGCAGUUUUUAUCGUGAUUUGCCUUUGAACUUGGUCCUAUUGAAGUUCACAAUAAGUGGAAAACAAUUUUUUCAGAGAAUGUAUUUUUGUGCAGAAUUGCACAGAAUUCUAGAGACAGCGUUGUUCGGCAUCAAGGCAAAAGCCCACCUUUGCUUUUUAUGGAAAGCAUUACUUUAUUUAAAGAGACAGACAAUGACGCAUUUUAAUCUACCUUUGUCUUAAUUUACAGCAGGUUUUGUAUGAAUUUUUAACCUUUUAACAAACUCCCAAAUCUGGUUGAUGCCUUUGACAGUGAUGAAAACGAUUUCACCACAUCUGAAUCCAGAGAAACCGGCUUUUUUUCUUAUUACGAGCAUGUUAAAACGUUGGAAACAUGUGGGGAAUUGUAUAUUGCGCUGAAUUAACUUCUCCCGCCUCUUGUAAUGCUCUGGUGGGUUCUUGUUUGGGAAUGCAAUAUUUUGUGGCUGGUUUAGCUAGAGAGUGAACUCUCAAAGGUAUCAAAACUGUGCUUCCAUUAUUAGUGCAAGAAACAGACAGGCUUUAAGGGGUAGAUGACGUGAAAUUUUGCAAGUCUUAAUUACAGCUGCAGAUGCAUGGGAUUCUGGGUUUUUUUGUUGCUUUUUAGUUUAAUGGGACUUUGAAAGUAAUUGAGGAGAAAGAACCGUGAUGUUCCCUGCUUCUCCAGUAAAGGACUGGCUUUUGCUUGGGCAGAGGUGGUGCUGCUGGCUGUGCAGCUGCCACAGACUCCAAAGGCAUAGAAGUUUCUGUCUGUGCAAACACACGGAGUCAUUAUGGCUCUUUACUGAGGCCCCUGUUUUCUGGCAGGUGCCUUCCUUGGAAACUGGUUUUGGCUCCGAUCAGCGGUUCUUUUUGCAGCAGAGCCUGCAUCUGUGUUGACUUGCAAGAUUUUGUGUUAUUCAGGCAAAAACUGGUCAAAAUGGUUACUACAUGAUUUGUUCCCAGAGGUUUGAAACAUUCAGUGAAACUUUUUAAAACUUUGAUUGCAUGAUGUAUUUUUUUUUUUUUUAGAAAGUUAUUGUUUGAGAAUAAUGUCUUUUUAUACCAGGAAAAUAGUUAUCCUGAAUGACGUUGAAAACUCCUCCUACCCUUUAUUUUUUUUUAAUCAAUACAUGUGAAAGUAACAA
This is a messenger RNA of Symphalangus syndactylus (siamang), 3717 nucleotides long. RefSeq names its product interleukin enhancer binding factor 3 (gene ILF3). NCBI's taxonomy places the organism in Eukaryota, Metazoa, Chordata, Mammalia, Primates, Hylobatidae. Gene Ontology annotation, cellular component: precatalytic spliceosome. The record is from RefSeq and is a predicted model, not a curated record. Gene Ontology annotation, molecular function: single-stranded RNA binding; double-stranded RNA binding.